This is a messenger RNA of Xenopus tropicalis (tropical clawed frog), 3600 nucleotides long. It is a transcript of the gene nell1, whose product is annotated as neural EGFL like 1. Lineage: Eukaryota; Metazoa; Chordata; Amphibia; Anura; Pipidae. The record is from RefSeq and is a predicted model, not a curated record. Bases 101 to 2590 code for a protein of 829 amino acids. Gene Ontology annotation, cellular component: nuclear envelope; extracellular region; cytoplasm. The transcript is spliced from 20 exons. Gene Ontology annotation, molecular function: calcium ion binding.
GGGGAAGCUGUCCGUGUGUCAGUGAGGCUUGUGCGGGGGAACCGGGAAGUUUAGCGGCUGCCGGGGGAUUAUUGGGGCUCCUUCUCCGCUCACUGCGCCAAUGGAUGGAAUGCUGGCUGUGUGGGCUUGGGUACUGACUGCCAGAGCAGUGCUCGGAUUGGGGACAGACCCCGACCUACAGAUCGACGUAAUAACGGAACUGGAACUGGUCAAUUCAACGAGAGGCGUGACGCAAGUAUUCGGGGUGCACAAUGGGAGCAAAGCGUUUUUAUUCCAAGACGGGGCGCGAGAGAUCCACGCGGCGCCGCACAUGAGCGAGAAAGUCAUCCAGUUGUUCAGGAACAAAAGCGAAUUCACUUUCUUGGCCUCCAUCCAGCAACGCUCCUCCACGUCGGGGGUCAUCCUCUCCAUCCGCGAGAUGGAGCACAGUUUCUUCGAGCUGGAGAGCAGCGGCCUGCGGGAUGAAAUCCGAUAUCAUUACCGCUUCAACGGGAAGUCGAGGACGGAGGCCUUUCCCUACCGCCUUGCCGACGGGCAGUGGCACAAAAUCGCCCUCACCGUCAGCGCCUCCCACGUUCUGCUGCAUGUGGACUGCAAUAGGAUUUACGAACGUGUAAUAGACCCGCCGGACGCCAAUCUCUCGCCGGGAAGCAGCCUGUGGCUCGGACAGCGCAACCGCAAGCACGGAUUCUUUAAGGGAGUCAUUCAAGAUGUAAAAAUGAUCUUCAUGCCCAAUGGAUACAUCACUCAGUGCCCGAACUUAAAUCGCACUUGCCCAACCUGCAGCGAUUUCCUGAGUCUCGUGCAAGGAAUUAUGGAUCUACAGGAGCUGCUGGCGAAAAUGACAGCAAAAUUGAACUAUGCAAGUAAACCUCGCAUUUCUCUGACUAGCCAACGUGGAGAACUGCACAUUUUCGUGAAACCGACCGGAAUGCUAGAACGUCUCACAGGCGUGAGCGAUGGGAUAUCUGGUGCCAGCAGUAGCAGCUUCAGGCUGAAUCACUUGAGCACAGGUGCAGAUGAGGAAACCAUUGAGGGAAACCCAACUGUAGCCAGUUUACAUCAUAUAGACUAUCCACCAAGUGAGGAGAUGGGGAUGAAUGGAUAUUCGGAGUUGUUAUCAGAGGCGAAGGACCAUAGACCAACCGAAGCAACCAAGUGUAUCUAUGGAGGGAAAGUGCUGGCGGAAGGAGACCGGAUCCUCACCAAAAGCUGCCGAGAAUGCAAAAACGGAUCUUUACAAAAGCUGAUGGACCCUUGCCCGCCCCUCAACUGCUCCGAAGCCGACCGGGUUUUGCCAGAAAAUCAGUGCUGCAGUGUUUGCAGAGGGCAUAACUUCUGUGCCGACGGACACAGGUGCGGUGAGAACUCGGAAUGUAGGAACCAUAACAACAAAGCUACGUGUGAGUGUCUCAGUGGCUUUCAACCCAUCCAAGGGGAUCCGGCCUACUGUGAGGAUAUUGAUGAAUGUGCAGCCAAGAUGCAUUACUGUCACGCCAAUACGGUCUGCGUCAAUUUACCGGGAUCUUACCGGUGUGAUUGUGUGCCAGGAUACAUCCGAGUCGAUGAUUUCUCCUGCACAGAACAUGAUGAAUGCGGCGAAGGUGAGAGCAGCUGUGACGAGAAUGCCAUCUGCGCCAACUCCGUGCGAGGGCACAGCUGCACCUGUAAGCCGGGGUAUGUCGGGAACGGCACCGUCUGCCGGGCUUUUUGCGAGGAAGGGUGUCGGUACGGCGGGACCUGUGUGGCCCCCAACAAAUGUCUCUGCCCCUCCGGAUUCACCGGGAGCCACUGUGAAAAAGAUAUUGAUGAGUGUGCAGAAGGGAUCAUUGAGUGUCACAACCAUUCUCGCUGUGUUAACCUCCCGGGCUGGUUCCACUGUGAGUGCCGGAGCGGUUUCCAUGACAAUGGGACAUACUCCAUUUCUGGGGAGUCCUGUGUUGACAUUGAUGAAUGCGCCUUAAGAACUCACACUUGUUGGAACGACUCGGCUUGCGUCAAUCUCGAGGGCGGCUUCGAUUGCCUUUGCCCUUCCGGACCCUCCUGCACAGGGGACUGCCCCCACGAGGGGGGACUCAAGCGCAAUGGGCAGGUCUGGACACUGAAAGAGGAUCGGUGCUCAGUCUGUUCAUGCAAGGAUGGGAAAAUAUUCUGCCGAAGAACCGCCUGCGACUGCCAGAAUCCCAGCGUCGAUCUGUUCUGCUGCCCCGAGUGCGACACGAGAGUCACUAGCCAAUGCCUGGAUCAGACUGGCCACAAGGUGUAUCAUAGCGGGGACAACUGGACCUACAGCUGCCAGCAGUGCCGCUGCCUGGAGGGAGAAGUCGACUGUUGGCCGCUGACCUGCCCCAUUCUGACCUGCGAGUACACGACCAUCUCAGAAGGCGAGUGCUGCCCUCACUGCGUCGAUGACCCCUGUAUAGCAGACGGGGACCCCUAUGACAUCAGGAAAACCUGUCAGGACCCUCAAGGAAUUACACGGCUGGGGGGCUCAGUAUGGACGAUGGUCGGGUCGCCGUGUACCACCUGUAAAUGCAAGAACGGAAGUGUUUGCUGCUCAGUGGAUUUGGACUGUCUUCACAAUAACUAAAGUUCUAACCCAGUGGACUCUCUAAUGGAGAGGAAGUCUAAUGCAGUCCCCCAUCUACAGCAGAGUCUCCGUCCGCAGCUCUGUUUCCUACAACAGACAAUUACCAAAGUCUUUACCAAGAGGAAGAUGUUUGGGAGUUUCUUGUGGACCUUCGUCUAUGAUCACACCCUCGGCCCUCGCCUGGGCGCCACACAUACAAGGCCGACGGCUCGUUCUGAGCAACCUGGGGGGCCGCCAUGCAUCUCUAGCUCCCUCCAAUGGCGAUUGUUUGCUCAUUCUCAGUGUUGUGAACCACUUUUAUUCUCGUUACACUUUUAUUUUCUUUAUUGUAGACCUUUGAAUUUUUCCCCCAACCCGUCCACCACCACCACCAUUUUUUGUAUGGCAUCCACCACCAUUUUUUUAAAACUUGGGUUCCAGAAUUUACCGAAUAGUCGGAUCUCAUCCAUUGCAAUCUACUAAGGCCCCCCCUGUCUGAUGUAUUUAUGAAAAUAUGUAUGUAUGUACAGUCUAAUUGCAUAGUAAUUAUAUUUCAUAGCUAUGGAACAUUGUACAAUUCAGCCCAAACCUGUCUCUCGAGAAGAAACAUCACGAGCUGCUUCUUCAUCCCAAAGGGAACCUUAUUGGACAAUUUCCGGAUCACAUGGUCCACAUUGCUUUGCUUCAGGACCUUCAUGGAUCAUGUUGGGAAAUGAUAAAGUCCUUCCUCCUUUCCCCACAAUAGAACAAUAGAGACUUUGAAGGACUUACCUGGUGCACGUGGCCGAGACGUCCAGAGCGUCGCUGCGAGACCUCCGGGGAUGCAACAGAGAUACGACAUGCUGUGCUAUUGCCCAUCGUUAUUUAUCCAUUUAUUGAGGAAAAUUUUCACGGGGGUUGUUAUUUUUAAACAAAAAAAUAGAGAGUGGAAAAGUGAUGACUGUAAGUACGGAAGCGCCAGAGCGGCAUUACUGGCGGGAUUCUUUUCAGUUUACUUUUUAAUCGAUCACAAUAAAAGCCUUUUACCAUCA